CCCCUCGCCCCACCCCCAGGUGCGCGUCGCUAUGUUUUGGGGGGGGGGCACACUGACUUCUGCCAGAUCUGGUGCCCCGCAGGGCCCGCAAACCCUCGCGUGUUCCGCUGGCUCUCUCCGAGCCACGCCGACGUCGAGACAUUACUCCCUGGCGCAAUUGCGCGCCCCAGCAUGCUGGGGGGGCAUGGCGGUGGUGUUCGCCACGAUCGGUUUGGGCGUUGAAUUCUGGCGAGUCUUUGCAAGUCGAGUCUUGCGUGACGCACUUCCUCAUUUCCUCCUCUGACAUCUGGUUCGAUUGCGUAGCGGCUUUUCCAGCGACGAUCCCGGGCCCUGAGACCUCCGCCAUGGCACAGUGGCAGGAUCCUGGAGAUCAUUGGGGAGAUCGGUGGCAGGCACCUGAACAUUGGCGGCCCCCUGCAGACACUGGAGGCACCGGAUGGUCACGCCCCGAGCCUGAAGCGGAGGAUGACCACGUUCGCCAAGAGCUUGCCGAUGCUCUGGAGUUGCAGAAAAGUGCGGAGCUCGCGUCCACGCAGGCCGCAGUGGAGCUGCUCCAGAUGCGUGAUUUGGCGACGCAAGAGCAGAUUCUGUCUCAGUCUCAUUCGACCCUGACCGCAGAGCUGAAAACGUUGAGGGCGCAAGCAGAGCAGUUUGAUCCUCGGCGAAUCUGGCGGACAAGGAGUUUUGGGGCGCCCAGAUCCAGGACGCGUCCCGGGCGGUCGCGCAGGCGCAGGCCAGGCGGGAGGAGCUUUCCCUCAGAGUGAAGGCUCUGACCGACAGCGCGUCGCAGGGAUCGAAGCAGGUGGACUCUCUGAACCAGAAGGUCAAGCACGAGCACAAAAAGUCCGAAGACGCGAAGAAGCUGCAGGGCAAGUACCAGGAAUGGCGGAUUGGCUCAGACGCGAGCGGCGAAGAGUCGGGAAGAAGUUGCGGAGACCCUUGCAAACGCCCUGAAGUCUGACUCAUGGGAGAAAUCCGGGUCCGAGGGUACGCCCUGUAGUCCGAGCUACGGCAAUUUGGAACGACGAUCGCCAGAAGACGGCAGCCAGCACGAGCACGUAGAUAUGGAGAAGUCGGUUGAGGAGGUGAGGCAGAAGCAGAAGGAGCUCCACGAGAUCGAGUCUAGACUGGUCUACUGCAGCUCAGAGUCUGCAUUCCAAUGGAGUGUAUCGCGCAACCUGCUCAUUUGGUCAAUGGUAGCAUUGGCGUUCGCAGACUUGUUCUACCGGGGUCGGCGAAUUCUGCGGUGCCAUGGGAUGGUGAAUGGCCAGAACACUUAUAGGUGAAUUCACUCGUAGGCGGUUGCCAGGCUGGGGCUUUGCAUUGCACGCCGCGGGAUUGCAUAUGUUGUGUUGCACGUGCGAGCAAGGAAAUGUCAGCGUCGCUUCGACAAGAGCGUGUUAGAUACUCAAUCUUCUAGUGCCUUCCUCUUCCGAGGCAUCUUCUCUACCCACUGCCGCUAUGCAAGCAUGUGGUCUCUGUCAUGCUGGAUGGCAGAAGGAUGUGACAAG
Molecule: messenger RNA, 1511 nt
Organism: Prorocentrum cordatum
Lineage: Eukaryota; Dinophyceae; Prorocentrales; Prorocentraceae
Source: the annotation of a GenBank genome assembly